AUGGAUGAACCUAAGCCGUCUACAAGUUACGAAGGAUUCGACAAUGUACUACCAAAUGCGAAAGAUAUUGUUAAACGCCUAUUUGAUGCAUUGGAUAUAGUCCAGAAACCGUUGCAAAGAAUGGCUGAGUUGGAUGUCACCUAUCAAGCGGUCAUGCGAGAGGUAGAGAGAAUUCAAGAUACUUUAAAUGAAGGAGUGACAGAAAUGAAUCGUGAACAAAUUGAUGAAUUGUUCGAUACCUUGGAAAACGAACUACGUAUGGCACAACACCUAGCAUUUUGGAAGUCAGGCGUAAUGUUUGACGUGGAUACGAAGUUGCAGAAUUUAAUUGGUCGACAAAGUGACCCACAGCAAAGCAGGCAGCAGAUAACCAAAUCGAAAGGACCUCGAUCGAAACGUCAGGCUCCAAUUACAAAAGAAAAUAUACGUCGGAUCGAAAGGGACACACGAUCGCAAUCUGUCAUAAAAGGAAAAACAAAAGAUUCUCCGUCUCCACCGAUAGCAUCAGAUCAGUAUUUAUCGGGACGUCGGAAGAAAAUAAAAGUACCGGAAAUGAGCGAAGGACGUUCGAUACAAAAGAAACGUGGUGCAGGAAGACCGCGUUUGCCGAGGAAACCCCGUCAAGUAACUUCUGUUGUAACGGAAACAGUAGAGGGCGAAAAUGUUCUCGAUACCUUGUAUUGUUUAUGUCGGCAAGUUUCUUAUGGUGAUAUGAUCCUUUGUGAGAAUAAAAAAUGUAACGAAUGGUAUCAUUUCCCAUGCGUCCAACUGAGGCAAAAGCCGAAAGGUAAAUGGUAUUGCCCACAUUGUCGUGGAGAUCGAUGCGAUGUAAUAAAUCCUGAUUUGAUAGACUGA
Cercopithifilaria johnstoni is the source of this 855-nucleotide messenger RNA. The record is from the annotation of a GenBank genome assembly. NCBI's taxonomy places the organism in Eukaryota, Metazoa, Nematoda, Chromadorea, Rhabditida, Onchocercidae.